Penicillium salamii is the source of this 612-nucleotide messenger RNA. The record is from the annotation of a GenBank genome assembly. NCBI's taxonomy places the organism in Eukaryota, Fungi, Ascomycota, Eurotiomycetes, Eurotiales, Aspergillaceae.
AUGGGCUGGCUAUGGGGAUCAAGUCCUAAGGACACUACUAAAGAUACUUCUCAACCCACUCCCACCCCUCCCACCAUUGCAGAGGCACCACAGCAAAAUGUACCACCUAAGACCUUGACCCCCGACGAACAAGCCGACCUGGAAUUCAGCCAAAUCCUAGCCGAUCUCAGAUCAGAAGAUUCCUCACUAUCAAAACAAACUCUUACACCCGAGGGCAAUGUCGUGUCUACACCCCAAUCAGCCAUCGCCCCAGAAUCUCUGUAUCAAGAUACCAUGUCUUGCCGCAAUGCCUUCGACUACGCCUUCUUCUGCCAAUCCUUCGGUGGCCAAUUCGUGAACGUCUACCGAUACGGUGAACUCAGGUCCUGCAGCGAACAUUGGGACAAUCUUUGGCUGUGUAUGAAGACUCGCACUUGGCCCGAGGACUUGCGCAGGCGGGAAAUCCGAGACCACAACCGGAAGAAGGCAAUCAAGUACAAAACCGGCCCCAGUAGCGAGGAUGUGUGGGAUGUACGAUUGGACCCUGCUACAGAGUCCUUCAAGGGGGACUUUGCUGCCCUGGAGAAGGAGAUAAAGGCGGAAGAGGAAGCAGCGAAACAAAAGGCUGCAUGA